Messenger RNA from Fusarium falciforme, 618 nucleotides. RefSeq lists its product as hypothetical. The transcript has 4 exons. The coding region runs from base 229 to 618 and encodes 129 amino acids. NCBI's taxonomy places the organism in Eukaryota, Fungi, Ascomycota, Sordariomycetes, Hypocreales, Nectriaceae. The record is from RefSeq and is a predicted model, not a curated record.
UCUUCACUUUGUCCUCCCUUUUCAUUUCCUUCCCUCUCCUCUCCCAAAGUCUCUUGGGUCUCGUCGUCCACUCCGCCUUUAUACAUACGGCCUCCUUCUUGCGUCAUCCCACUCACCAGAGAGCCAGCUCACUCCUCAUUGUCCGCCAGCCUACUUGGCCGACCUUCGUCACACACAGUGCCCCUCGUUUCGUCUCGGCCUGUUCAGCUGCCCUCACGACCUCGUACCAUGUCUUCAUCCAUCGCCAUUCCCGCGGGCCCUUCGGCCACGCCCUCAUACCACAAGGGCACCGCUUCCUCUUCCAACAGCCCGUACUCGAGCUCGCCCUCGUCAUCCCCGCCUUCGGCCGGCAAGCACAAGGCCCUGCACAACCGCCGCCCGAGCCUCCUGAGCUCUUCUCUCUCCAAGCAAGAAUGCACCGUCAUUAACAUCGGCGAGCCGGACGGCCCUCCUCGGCUGAUCUCCUACCUCUCCUCUAGCCAGGGCUUCGCCUGGAAUCCUGAGAUCUUCCUCCCUUCGUACAUCGACUGCGACUACGUUCCCCUCGAGAAUCGCCGAGACCCCGUUCACGAGAUCUUCCUCACUGACGAGGAGUCUAAGAACAUGCUGCCGCAUUAA